AUAGACCAACCACUUGCAUCACGACACGUCAUCUUGUUGCCCACUUUCACGGAGGGUAUACGUGUGGUCGCUGUAGACAUUCUUUUCUUCCGUGAUAGGGCGCUGCAGUCAUCUGUACGAAAUUGAUUUUGAUUAAUGAUUAUGCGUGAACUUAUGAAAAUGAACCACUCGGCGGCGAGGGCAGUGCUCCGGCGCGUGGUCGCCGGUGGAUACUCGCCGUCAUCGGAGGGGGUGCGAGUGUGGACGCACAGCAAUGCGUCGGCGGUUGGAGGUGUCCGAGCUCAGGGGAUAGGUAUGGUGUUGAUCGGAUGGCGGCGGAUGAUGAGCGCGUCGGUGGAGCCGAAGGCGGUGGUAGAUAAGAAUCAGAAAAGCAACGACGUGGCAACGGAGUCGAAGGCGGUGGUAGAUAAGGAUCGGAAAAGCAGCGACGUGGCGACGGAGCAGGUGAACAUAACCGGUGCUGUGGUCUCGAGCUAUUGGGGCAUUUCUAGACCUAAAAUUACAAGAGAAGAUGGCACCGAGUGGCCUUGGAACUGUUUUAUGCCUUGGGAGAGCUAUCAAUCCAAUGUAUCAAUCGAUCUUUCGAAGCACCAUGUUCCCAAGACAUUUAUCGACAAAGUAGCAUAUCGAACAGUAAAGCUUCUCAGAAUUCCAACAGAUAUAUUUUUCCAGAGGCGGUACGGAUGCCGUGCAAUGAUGCUUGAAACCGUCGCUGCAGUUCCGGGCAUGGUGGGAGGGAUGCUGCUGCACCUGAGGUCCCUGCGUAAGUUCCAGCAGAGCGGAGGUUGGAUCAAAGCGCUGCUCGAAGAAGCAGAGAACGAGAGGAUGCACUUGAUGACGAUGGUGGAGCUGGUGCAGCCCAAAUGGUACGAGCGACUGUUGGUGCUCGCCGUCCAGGGAGUCUUCUUCAACGCCUUCUUCAUCCUUUACUUGAUGUCGCCAAAAAUGGCGCACAGAGUCGUCGGAUAUCUGGAAGAAGAAGCAAUACAUUCCUAUACAGAGUACUUGAAAGACAUUGAAAGCGGCGCCAUUAACAACGUCCCUGCUCCUGCCAUCGCAAUUGACUACUGGAGACUUCCUAAAGACGCGAGGCUGAAAGAUGUCAUUACGGUGAUUCGCGCCGAUGAAGCUCACCAUCGUGAUGUCAACCAUUUUGCUUCGGAUAUUCAUUUUCAGGGGAAGGAGCUGAGGGAGGCACCCGCACCCAUAGGGUAUCAUUGAGGAAGACGAUCUCUCUGACUACAAUGCUAUCUAUCUCUAUGUGGUACGUACUUCACUAUCUUCUUCAUGCUUUAUUUAAUAUGUGUAUGUAUAUAUAUGUGAUGUUUGUGACACCAGUGGUGGUAAAAUAAGUGGUGAAGUGUGUAAUUUAUGAAAUGAGGCUAUAUCUAUAUAUAUAUAUAUAUUAUUGAAUUUGGAAGUGCAUGCAUGUUCUCUGCUUAGACAAGAUUUGAAAAAUAGUAAAAGUUAAAAUAUUUGAU
Andrographis paniculata is the source of this 1481-nucleotide messenger RNA. Its product is annotated as ubiquinol oxidase 2, mitochondrial. Gene Ontology annotation, cellular component: mitochondrion. Gene Ontology annotation, molecular function: alternative oxidase activity. The record is from RefSeq and is a predicted model, not a curated record. Bases 136 to 1221 code for a protein of 361 amino acids. The transcript has 4 exons. Gene Ontology annotation, biological process: alternative respiration. NCBI's taxonomy places the organism in Eukaryota, Viridiplantae, Streptophyta, Magnoliopsida, Lamiales, Acanthaceae.